This is a messenger RNA of Malus domestica (apple), 1041 nucleotides long. RefSeq lists its product as uncharacterized. Lineage: Eukaryota; Viridiplantae; Streptophyta; Magnoliopsida; Rosales; Rosaceae. The record is from RefSeq and is a predicted model, not a curated record.
UUCCAGAUUUCACUUCACGCUUCUCUCUCUCUCUCUCUCUCUCUCUCUCUAAAUUAAUUCUCCCGCCACACUCUUUUGCGCUCACAACUCACUCACUCUCAUUCAUAUAUAAAGAAGUAAGCAAAUUAUGAAGUAGCAAAAAAAUAAAGAAAUGGAAGCUGAGCCAUCGAGAAGAAGACUGAGGUCCCGAAACCCUCUCUCGGAUUGCACCAACACCAUUUCCUCCACCACCACCACCGCCGGCUCUUGUCAGUCCUCGUCCGCCUCCACCCCCGCGCUCAAACGCCAGAAUCCCAAGCUCGCCUCCGUCACUAGGAACCUCUUCUCCGCUUUAACCCCUAAACCCUCUGCAGUCCCGCCGCCGAUUCCGUCCACUCCUCCUCGUCCUCCUCCCGUCUCGUCCUCUGCUUCUGGUACCAGCGUUCGUGAGGCUCUUGAACCUUGUUCAGUGUAUACUCGAAGACAGACUGCAGUAAAAAGGAAGGGUAAAGGGAAGGAAAAUGCUGGAUCCUGGAGUUGUCCUCCCGCACCAAAGACCCGGAAUGCUAGGAAACAGACAAAGGAAAGCGGACACAACAGUGCAUCCAAGGAAUCAAUGGCUCCUCACAAAAAGAAGCAGCGUGCAGUACCAGCUUCGGAGAAGCAGAGAGCUUACUUUGAAGAGAUUGAGGAGAAGAGAAAAUACUUCGCAGAGAUCGAUGCAUUUGAACUGUCAGAAGAGGAAGUUGAUUCAGUUGAUUAGAGUAAACGGAAGAACUAUAUAGUGCAUCGUAUAGAAAAAGCAAGGGUGCCAAAACCCGUUGCGUUCUCUGUGUAGUCACAAUAGUGUGCAAUCGACUAAUUCUGAUGUAACUACCACCGCUCGCCAAUUUACAUCGAUGUAAGUGCUUGAUGGUUAGAAUACUUUUAUCUCUGUGUACAGUCAACUCGAGAAGUAGAGAUGAAGGUUAAGCAAGUAAAUGAAAGAAAGUAUGAGAAAGUGUAAAAGUUUCCUGAAGUAAUGGAAUAAUCACUCGGGGUCCCUGUUUACCCUCUUUUUGU